Messenger RNA from Entrophospora candida, 312 nucleotides. NCBI's taxonomy places the organism in Eukaryota, Fungi, Glomeromycota, Glomeromycetes, Entrophosporales, Entrophosporaceae. The record is from the annotation of a GenBank genome assembly.
UGAAAGACAAGAACCGUGAUGAGAAAUAUUACUGGUGCUGUGAGUGUAAAGAUGCAUAUAGCUGCACGGGAAGAGUGACAACAGUUUUAGAGGGCCAGGAACAUGUGUUGAAAAAGUUUAAAGAACACAAUCAUGCACCAGAUGCAAGUCGUGCAGAAGUAGUCCAAGCACUUGAUACAAUAAAAAGAACAGCAUCUCAGUCACAUGAUUUGCCAGUUCAAAUAAUCCAAAAUACUGUAGUUAACAUGUCUCAAAGUUCUUAUUCCAAUAUGCCAGAUAUUGAUGUUCCCACCCAUUUGCACACAACCAUCA